Messenger RNA from Anolis sagrei ordinatus, 1049 nucleotides. Lineage: Eukaryota; Metazoa; Chordata; Lepidosauria; Squamata; Anolidae. The record is from RefSeq and is a predicted model, not a curated record.
AACCUCCUCUCAUUGGAGCCUCCCUCUCUGUAUGAAUAGCUGAAGAGGAGGCAUUGCCUGGGAGUCUUCUCCAUUCACUUGCCAGUGAGGGCAGCUUCUCCUCGGCUCUCUUCUUCCUGCAAGCAAACCCAAGAGACAGCUUCUGCCUUUCCUUCUGCCGGAGGGUCAUGGAGAGCAUCCUGGGUUCUCGCACCUUGGGCGAGGAGUCUGUCCAGAUGUGGGAGCUCAACAAGCGCCUAGAGGCCUACCUGGCCCGGGUGAAGUCCCUGGAGGAAGAGAACGGCCUGCUGAAGUCGGAGAUCCAGAACCUGAGGUCAAGUCCCUUGGAGACUUCCUGCUGGAGGGGCCACUACGAGGAAGAGGUGGCCACCAUGAGGGCCGCCUUGGACCAAGCGUUCCGAGAGAAACACGCGGCCGAACUGGCCCGGGAAGCCCUCCAUGACCAGGUCCGGCAGGUCAAGGGCCAGUGCCAAAAAGAGCGGGUGGCCCGGGAAGAGGCUAAGAGGCUCUUGGUGGCCGGCAAGAAGCAACUGGAGGAAGAGCGGAGGGCUGUCCUGUGGCUGCAGAAGAAGGCAACCCAGCUGGAGAAGGAGGCCGAAGGGCUUGUGGAAGUCCACCAGGAGGAGUUAGCUAGGCUGGAGCAGGAGGCGUGUGGUUUCUCCCGCAGCUUGGAGGAAGGCUUCCGUGUGGUGGUCCCACCAGGAUGCUUCCAGCCCCGAGAGGUGGAGGACUAUGCCCAGCAGCUCUCCUCCAUCUGGCAAGGAGCAGUGGAGACCUACAAGCGUGGUGUCUCCCAGGCUGAGGCCUCGCUCGGCCAGGCCAAGGAGGAGCUCCGGAGGGCCACCCAAGGCAACCGAGAGAGUCAACUCCAGCUCCAGCAGCUGGAGGCCGAAUUGACUGACUUGACAGGACGCAAAGAGGCAUUGGAAGAGAGCCUCUCCCAUCAGGGGCAGCUCCUGCAAGGAGAGGCUGAGAAGCUCCAGGUGGGUGGACACCAGGCAUGCACUUGGCUUGAGAAGGGAGGGAGAAGCUGAUAUGAGGAUCCUUCU